AUGAAGUUGAUCGACGUGCUUAUUACGAUUCUGCUCGGGGCGUCGACUGCCGCUGCUGCCGCAAUUUCUUAUUCCAACACCUCCACCUUGGUCAACGUUGCCAUUCCUGGUCCUAACGCUCCGAUUCCCAUUUUGCCGCAGCCCAAUGCCAACGACAAAUACAAGAUCGAAUGUGUCUCUCCGUCCCCACACACGUUAUCGGGGCCUUACGACGACUACUGGCACAGCAUGGACAUCUUCUGCCACUACCUUGAAGACAGCAAAAUCGAGUUCAAGCCAGGUGAGGUCUUCGGUGCCGCUGACAGCCUGUGUAACUCCAAGCGCUGCUUCUUCGUCUCAGCCAAGAAAGAGUGCGACGAUCCAAUAGAGAAGACGCCGACGUGGCAUGAGUGUAUCGCAGCUUUCGAGUAUCCGUUCAAUUCACGUUCGACGGACAAGCAUCAGGGACCGUGUAGUCAGAAAAAGGAACAUCAAGCAGGUGCAACCAUACUCACACCAACGGGCUGCUGGAACUUCUCCGUGGAGGUCCAUCGGCCAUUGCUUGAGUGGUGA
Molecule: messenger RNA, 552 nt
Organism: Cercospora beticola
Lineage: Eukaryota; Fungi; Ascomycota; Dothideomycetes; Mycosphaerellales; Mycosphaerellaceae
Source: RefSeq, a predicted model, not a curated record